This is a messenger RNA of Nanorana parkeri, 1308 nucleotides long. It is a transcript of the gene ACP3, whose product is annotated as acid phosphatase, prostate. Gene Ontology annotation, biological process: lysosome organization; dephosphorylation. Gene Ontology annotation, cellular component: lysosome; plasma membrane. The record is from RefSeq and is a predicted model, not a curated record. NCBI's taxonomy places the organism in Eukaryota, Metazoa, Chordata, Amphibia, Anura, Dicroglossidae. Gene Ontology annotation, molecular function: acid phosphatase activity. The transcript is spliced from 11 exons. The coding region runs from base 20 to 1297 and encodes 425 amino acids.
CUCUACCAGACUGAUAACUAUGCCUUCUACGGCUAUGGCUGCAAGAUGGUCACCAUCCUUUUUGUUAAGUUGUUUUGUUUUGCUAAACGUAUGCUUCCCUUUACUUGGACAGCCUGCUGUGGAGAAGAAACUCAAACUUGUGAUCAUGGUGUUCCGCCAUGGAGACAGAAGUCCAAUUCAAACUUAUCCUAAUGACAAGUAUAAGGAAGAUUCUUGGCCUGAUGGGUUUGGACAACUUACACAGCUUGGAAUGGAUCAACAUUUUGAACUGGGGAAAUACCUGAGAAAGAGAUAUUCUGGACUUCUAAAUGAAACAUACAACAAAAAUGAAGUUUUUGUAAGAAGCACAGAUGUGGAUCGUACAUUAAUGAGUGCCCAGGCUAAUCUUGUUGGUUUGUUCCCACCCACCGGUAGGCAAGUCUGGAACCCUAACAUUAAAUGGCAACCAAUACCCGUUCACACAAUGUCUCAGUCAAAUGAUAUGCUUCUCAUAGCCAAGGAGAACUGUCCCCGCUUUGCAGAACUUGUAAAUGAAACUAGCACAUCAGAAAUAUUUAAUGAACUUAAAAAGCCUUAUGUGGACUUUCUGAAAACUUUACCAAAUCAUACUGGCUACUCAUUUGACCAAUUAAUUGGAUCGAAAGGACCCUAUAUGUGGUGGACAAUCUAUGAUGCUCUGUUUUGUGAGAAAAUUCACAAUUACACUUUGCCUGACUGGGCGACAACCACUGUCAUAGAAAAACUCCUUGGUCUGCAAGAAUUAUCCAUAGCCGCUUACUUUGGCCUAUACAAACAACAGGAAAAAACGAAACUCACUGGAGGUGUUCUUGUGAAAGCCAUUAUUGAAAAUAUUACACAAGCUCUUGCACCAUCCAGCAAACAAAAGAUGAUAAUGUAUUCCGCACAUGAUAUGACUGUAGCUGCUCUGCAAUCUGCUCUAAAUGUCUCCAAUGGAAAGUUACCUCCUUAUGCCUCUUGUCAUUUGUUUGAGAUUUACGAGGUUGGCAAUGACUAUACCAUUGAAAUGUACUAUAGGAAUGACUCUUCAGUGGAGCCAUACAAGAUUACUUUACCAGGAUGUUCCCAGUCUUGUCCUUUGGAGAAGUUUACUGACUUAACAUCAUCAAUUAUUGCAAAAGAUUGGAGAAAGGAAUGUGGAUUUGAGGAUAAAAACUCAGACAAGGUUUUCGGAUUGACCAUUGCUGUGAUUGUCCUGGGUCUCACAUUAUUUGUUCUUGCAGUCAUGUUAAUUUUCUGUAGGAAACGAUUGCUGGGAGCCAGUUAUGAGGCAGUGUGAUGAAAUGACUG